AUGGACAACCACGAGCUUUUGCCUCAGGAUGACGUUUGGGAUGCUGCUGCGCUUCUUGGUAUGUUAUUCAUGUUUAUGGUGUGUUGAUGUUUUAGGUUGGAUCAUGGUGAAUAUGCUAGUUGUCAUUCGUGUUUCUGGGCUUAAAUUGAAGGGAAAAGAAUGGAGAAUGCUUUUAAAGUAGUUUUGAGGUUGUUGGAUGUUAGUUUAGUUGUGAAAAUUUGAAAAUUAAGAGAUUUUUUCGAAACUUAUAGGUGUUGCUUAAAAUUUUUAUCUUUUUAAGGUGAAUAUUUUGCGGAAUCUUAGAAAAUAUGGGUUGAAAAGAACGAUAAAAGAAUGCUUAAUUUUAUGCAGGCCAUGGCGAAGACGCUACCUUCUGUUUUACUAUCAAAAAUUUGAAUAGUUCCUCAUCUUUUACUAAAAUUUUCGAUUUUUUAGCUCCGUCUCGGACUCCAACCAAAUCUGGAGCCAACAUGUUGAAUGGACUGGACAAGACUCCACGUCAUGCCCAUGGUGAUGUCAAGUCAGCUCAGACGACCCCCACCACCCCGCCCACCGCGACCGGUCAUGAUGUUUCGUCCAAUGAGAGAGUAAGGCCAAGUGUAAUAUUAUUUUAUGCUUUAUGGAUAUUUUUAAAAAGAUUUUUGUGUAAGGUAGUGUAACUUUGAUCUAAAAAAAACAAAAUAAAUUUCAGCAAGGCUCCCCAUCUUCAAGCCCGAACGCCGAAGCCGUUUUGGCCGCUCUCCAACGCUGUUCCAUCGCCGCGGCCGAACGCCGUCGUCUUCGCUCGAUUACCUCCAACGAAGCCCACGACUAUCACGGCUAUCGCCAAAGAUCAGCCGCUGUUCCAACUGCCGUUCCUCAUCCGCCUCCGGCUCCUUCGGCCUACCAACUCCAUGCCGGCUUCAACCCAAGUGUUUACGGCUUCAACGUCGGCCUUCCGGCUUCGGUUAAUUUGCCGAAUACGCCGUUGGCGCGGCCAAGACAAACCGUUCGUACCACGCCCUCGACUGGUGGAAGCUCUCGCGACAAGGUGGUAUUCACUCGCAAGCCGACCGUCAAGUCAUCCCAACGGUCUCAAGGAAGUCCUGGUACGGCUAGCUCUAAGAGCAACCUUCAUAAGUAAGUGAAAGGGAUGGUGUAUAUCGACCGGUUGAAAAAAUGAUGAAAAAGUUGGUGAUAUUGGGUGAAUUUGAAAGUAGGGAAAGAUUGAUUUUUGUCCUAUUUUUGGGUUUUUAACGGAGAAAAAAAUCGACCGGCUGAUAAUUUUAGGAGCAAAAAAGUAAUUUUUUGGGCAAUUUUUAAGUUGGUAAUGAGGGUUGGAAGGAUUUUUCGGUUGAUUUUUAAAGAAUUUUUUGAAGAAAAAAAAUCGACCGGUUGAUAAUUUUUUGAACAAAAGAAUGCAUAUCGGAAGUUUGUUUUGACAAGAAAAUGUAAUUUUUGAGUUGAAAAUGAUUUUUAACGUGAAAAAAUUUAUUGACCGGUCGAAAAAUUGAAAAUUAAAAAAUGAUUACAAAGUUGAUUUUUUCAAAUUUUUUCGAAAACUGAUUGAAAGUAGAGUAAUCUUUGCAUAAAAAGUUAUUUUUAGCUACUGCCGCGAGUUGAGCGCCGAAAUGAACGGCCUGGACGAGCUGGUGCGCUGGGGCACGGUCGACUUCACCCCUACCCACGCCCGUCGCCUGCUGACCCAAGAGCUGCAGCGUGUCGAGACGUACGUGUCGCGCCAAGAGCCCUGUCGUCCGCUUCGUGAUCAGCUCGGUUCCGGAGGCUCGGUUCUGGGCACUAUUGGUCAACCCCCACUCCGCGUUCCACCCGCCGUUCUCAACCGUACUCAUCGUGCGGCUCCUCGCCCCGAGGCGUACAUUGUGGACGACUAUUCGGAUGACAAGAGUGUUACCGGUUCGGAUUCUGAUGAUUCGGAUAUCACUUCGGUUGAAGCGGAUACGGCUCUGGAGCCGAAUGAGGAAGAGCUGGAGGCUGUGGUGGGUUGAAGGGUUAAAAUGAGGUUUUUAGGCUUAAAAUGAAAGCUUUAGGCUUAAAAUGAGAUUUUAGGUAUAAAAAUUUGGGUUUAGGCUUAAAAUGAAAGCUUUAGGCUUAAAAAGGAGAUUAUUGACUUAAAAAUAAUUUUUAGGCCAACGAAGAGCCGGUCUACAGUGUCUCCACCAUGCCCGAGUACAAGCUCAAGGCCUACGGACAGUCGACUCCGGCCGGCGAUGUCCAAUCCUCGGCCAACUCUAGCCCCCAGUCCUCGCUUGGAUCCUCGACCCAGUCCAGCCACUCUAAGACCAGACUGGCCCCAAUCCUCGAGGCGUCCCAGGUCCCGGAGCUGAAGACCAAGUUCUUGAAUGAAAUGCCCGAGGACCUGCACUAUUUGAAGAAGAUUGGCAUCCCGAUUAGUCAGAGUCAGGUAUGGAGGAUAGGUUUUGAUGGAGGGUGGGGUGAAAGUUUUAGAGGGUUGUUUUUUGAAAUUUUGAGAGGAAACGGACAAGAACUUUGUUUACAAAACAAAAAUGGCAAGAAAUUUCUUUACAAAACCAAAAAUAGCAAGAACUUUGUUUACAAAAUGAAAAAUGGCAAGAAUUUUCUUUCAAGCUCAAAAUUUUUAACUUUUUUUUCAUUUUCAGUGCGCCAAGCUGUUCAUCCCGAAGGUGGAGGGCUACAACUUUAUCGGCCGCAUCAUUGGCCCGCGUGGAAUUUCGGUUCGCCGUCUGGAGAAUGAGACCUCGUGCAAGAUUUUGAUUCGUGGUCGUGGAUCUGUUAAGGUAUGGUACAGUGAUUUAUGAAGAAUUUAAAACAUUUAAAAAUUUUGAAAAAAAAAAAUUUAUCCGCCCCAAAAUUUUUUUUAAAUUUACUACACCCAAAAAUUUUUAUUAAAGUUUUGAGUUUUUUUUCAUUAUUUUCGUAAAAAAAUAUUUUUUAUCCUCUCCCCCCUCCCCAGCCCUCCGUACAAUUUUUUUUAAAUUUACCACGCCCAAAUUUUUUUCAAGUUUUGUCAAUUUUUUGAAAGUUUAAACUUUUUCCAUUACCGUUCUUACCCUAACACAAUACAACUUCAGGACGGUCGCAAGGAGUCCCAGCUCCGCAACAAGGAUGGCUGGCAACAUUUGACCGAGAAACUCCACGUCCUGGUCAUCUCCUCCGACCCUGACCCAAACCGUCGUCGUCAGCGUCUGGACGAAGCGGUCGAAAGUGUUCGCCGCCUUCUCACCCCGCAGUACGACGAGUACAAGCGCCAGCAACUCUUGCAACUCGCCAUCAUCAACGGCACCUAUCGCCCAUAA
Molecule: messenger RNA, 3278 nt
Organism: Bursaphelenchus okinawaensis
Lineage: Eukaryota; Metazoa; Nematoda; Chromadorea; Rhabditida; Aphelenchoididae
Source: the annotation of a GenBank genome assembly